AUGAACCCAUUAGAUCUUACAGAAGUAUAUAACUUCUUGGCCAUGAAUUACGUUGAAAAUGAAGCGAGUACAAUUCGGUUGGCAUACUCAAUGGACUUUUUACAAUGGGAUUCUUACACCUCCAAAAGAUUACGCGAUCGGCGAUUAACGCCAGUGCUGAUUAAAGAAAUUACACGCAGAAUCAAUCUUUCUAACGUGUGGCAGGCUGUUUACACGGCUGGAGUGGUCCUGCCCAUACCUUUAGCAGAAUGUCGCUACUUUCAUCGGUCAUUAAACCCUAAGAAACUUAUACAAGUCGGAUUCUCUCCAAUAUUGCCGCAAAAGACACUGGCACAGACGAUCAAGAUGUUUAAUUUACCAACACGUACGUUGACAACCGGAUUUCGACCGAUGGAGAAGACAGACGUCCCACAAGUCACGAAAUUGCUUCAAGAAUAUCUGACAAAAUUUCAUCUCGCGAUCGAGUUUAGUGAAGAAGAUGUGGCACAUUGGAUGGUGCCUCGAGUAGGGGUGGUAAACGCCUAUGUGGUUGAAAACCCGGACACACAACAAGUUACAGAUGUGUGCAGCUUCUACCACCUACCGUCAACUAUCAUCGGUGAUGACAAAUACAAGAAACUUAACGCUGCGUACUCUUUUUACAAUGUGGCCAAGUCGGUAUCACUAACACAAUUGAUGCAAGACGCACUGAUCAUGGCAAAGAAGGAACACUUGGACGUAUUUAAUGCGCUAGAUGUGAUGGAUAACAUUGAGAUGCUGCAAUCUCUCAAGUUUGGACCUGGUAGUGGAGUAUUGCAGUAUUACCUGUAUAAUUGGCGAUGUCCUAGGAUGAGCAGUGAUCGUGUGGGCAUCGUGCUUUGCUAG
Messenger RNA from Peronospora farinosa, 864 nucleotides. The record is from the annotation of a GenBank genome assembly. Lineage: Eukaryota; Oomycota; Peronosporomycetes; Peronosporales; Peronosporaceae.